UUUACUCAAAAUGUUUAUAAAUAUAUAUACGCUUUCUCAAUUACGUGUGUUAGUAUCAUCCGGUCGACUCACAAAACUAAUGUGAACAAAUAUGCUCUGACAUGAAUGAAAAAAGCUAGGCGUGAAAACGUCCUUUGACGUAAUAUGAAAGCCAUGUCACGUAGCUCAUACGUUACACACACACAUACACACAUGUAUAUAUAUAUAUAUAUUUAUAUUUAUAUGUAAUGCAUAGAGAUUAGAUUCAGUGUGUAAGACAGACAGAUGACCGUCACUACAGUAAACACUUGGAAUGAAAGUAGAAAAACUUUCGCCUCUACACCAAGAAAGAAAUCGCUGAUCAGUUUACCAAUUAUUUCGGAAAGAAAUGUUGUUACAGACAUGGUGAAAGAAAGCGGAACGAAACAGUGCUGCCCUGAAACAAAAUCUAAAACUACCAAAAGAUAUCGAUUUACAAAAGAUGACCCAGACGACUCUGAAGCAUGCCAAAGGAUAAUAAUGGAGGUUAUGAAAGAACGUUUAGUGACAUCAAAGAUUUCAGCCCUGAAAGGUCGUCUGCAGAUGUUGACAUUAAUGGUAAAUGAUUGUGAAGAAUAUUUGCGACAAAAAGAGCAACUCCGUUUACGGCAGAAGCAAAGGAAAACUAUAUUUCAAAUUAUUUUAGUGACAGUUGUCAUUAGCAUGAUAUUAUUUAUUCCAUUUUUGUACAGUCAACUGUAACGUAGCACCGGGUUCAGUCCCACUGCGUAGCUCUUUGGGCAAGUGUCUUCUGCUAUAGCUCCCGAACUAACCAAAGCCUUGUGAGUGGAUUUGGUAGACGGAAACUGAAAGAAACCCGUGGUAUGUAUAUGUAUGCUUGCAUGUAUGAAUACAUGCGUCCAUCCUCGCACCACUGUAACUUACUGGCUCAGCAAAAGUAACCCGAAAGGAUAUUUACCAAACUUUAAAAUAUUAAAAACCGAGAUCGAUUCAUUUGGCUAAUAACUUUCAAGGAGGUGCCCCUGUACGGAUGCAGUCCAAUGACUGAAACAAUUAAAAAACAAAAGAUACAUUCAUCGGCCAAGCAUGAUCUUGGCUUCACCGCCGCCCGCACCACAUCUUAUUUUCCUGUAUCCUGACUUUCAUCAAUGUCUGUGCCUUAAGGCUUCCACUUUACACGCCAGCUCAACUUAACUUGUCCUUAUUAAGCGAAAGACAGCUGUUGUUGUUUGUAUUUGUAAUCGUGUAACAUUUUCUCCGUUUUCUCGUUUUUUUUGUGUGUGUGUCUCUGUUGUCGCACUUAUUCACUGAUUUCUUCCAAAAAUUUAAUGCCCAUAGCUUAGAUUUUUGGAGCUAACCAAUUUUGAGCAGUCUCAAGUGUAAGAGACCGAAACUGUAAUGAUGAUUGGAGACUUGACUGAUAAAAGAAAGGCACAAAUGUUCCGUCCUGAUUUUUCCUGUCCGUCUUUGUAUCGUAUAUCUGUCCAUAUGUUCUUAUUAUCGUGUUACGUUCUUAUUAUUCCGUUUUGGGAAUUUAUAUGUACAUACAUACAUACAUACAUACUUAUAUCAUAUCAUAUUUAUUCUAUUCUUUUCAAAUUACGCUAUUUGGCAGUACGUUCUGCUAUUCAUUAAUCUGUCAUUCAGUUAAUUUGUAUAAACAGAACGAUUGAUAUGUGUAGAUGCUGUUUGUCUUCAGUUUGAAUAAGUUAUUCAUUUUUUUUUUUUACUUUGCUUUAUACCACCUCGAUGAAUCUGAUGGGAUAACAAAACAUUAUGAUCAUAUUGUAAAUGUAAUUUUCAUCUAAUAAUAAAGCAUAUUCACCCAACAAA
Molecule: messenger RNA, 1812 nt
Organism: Octopus bimaculoides (California two-spot octopus)
Lineage: Eukaryota; Metazoa; Mollusca; Cephalopoda; Octopoda; Octopodidae
Source: RefSeq, a predicted model, not a curated record